Schizophyllum commune H4-8 is the source of this 411-nucleotide messenger RNA. RefSeq lists its product as uncharacterized. NCBI's taxonomy places the organism in Eukaryota, Fungi, Basidiomycota, Agaricomycetes, Agaricales, Schizophyllaceae. The transcript has 3 exons. The record is from RefSeq and is a predicted model, not a curated record. Bases 76 to 354 code for a protein of 92 amino acids.
GUAACCCUCAUUUGACUGCUAGAUACGGGACCCAUUCUGUUGAUAGGUAGCAGCACUAGAGUGAUAACGACCGACAUGGGAUACAAAAAAGGGACCACUCGCUCGAGCGUCGAAAAAGCGAAAGUCAUGAAUGCAGCGAAGAAGGCCAAGCGUCUACAGAAGCAGGCGGGAACUACUGCAUUGGCAAGACUUCUUGAGAAGGAGAAGCGGCUGGAGGCGCAGGGCGAGCGGCUCCGGAAGCAGAAUGAGAUAUUGCUCGCCAAGCUGAAGGAGCAGGAGGCAAGGAAUGAGCAGCUGGCGGAAGAGGCGGACGAAAUGAUCAGGAGAGGGAUAAGAAUGCUACAACGCUAUUGAGAAUACAAUGGAAUGAAUUGCUGCUGCUGACAAACUUCAAGUGAUCCUCCUCGAUGU